Molecule: messenger RNA, 191 nt
Organism: Paraglomus occultum
Lineage: Eukaryota; Fungi; Glomeromycota; Glomeromycetes; Paraglomerales; Paraglomeraceae
Source: the annotation of a GenBank genome assembly
AAAUAGAUGAACUAAUAAUGCCAGUUCAACCGAUUCAAGACGAAAAUAUGAAUCAAGAAAUAGAUGAACUAAUAAUGCCAGUUCAACCGAUUCAAGACGAAAAUAUGAAUCAAGAAAUAGAUGAAGAAAUGGGUAUACUAGACAUAAUUAAUAAAAUAAACCAAAUAAAAAUCGAAUAUAUAAAUAAAUGA